Molecule: messenger RNA, 667 nt
Organism: Aspergillus brunneoviolaceus CBS 621.78
Lineage: Eukaryota; Fungi; Ascomycota; Eurotiomycetes; Eurotiales; Aspergillaceae
Exons: 1
Coding region: 216-557 (113 amino acids)
Source: RefSeq, a predicted model, not a curated record
AACCCAGAAAUCCAGUGCUGAACGCAUGAACAAAGAUUAUCUACUACGUACGGAGUACUCGACAACAUAUGGGAUUUUACUUUUGUGGGGCGUUCCGCUACGAUACAUAUGGAAGAAACUCGAAAAGGACACUGUAUAGACAAAUCCUAUCGGUCCUAGAUCAUUAUCUCAUGUUGAUGACAACAAAAAGCCGGUCGGUAGAAUUUCUAUGAAUAAUGGUAAACGACUCGAACGUUCUUUUUCCUGGGCUGUGGAGUGCUGCGGUGAAGUUUUUUUCUCUCGUCUAUCUAGUGUAUGGGUCGGAAGGGUUACCGGGGCAGCCUAAGGCUGUGAGGCUGACUAUAAAAACCCCCUUCCCGCCCCAAAAAUCUUUUCUUCUUCAUGCACCUCAUCAUCCUCAACAUCCUCCUGUUGAGCCCGGCACACACCAUGCCCCCCACUGCAUUCCUUUGGAAUUUUAUGUGAUUUCACUUGGAACAUGCAACAGCUGGAGGGUAUUCGAAUGUUCCUCGGAUUCUGCAUCAUUCUUGACCUGUUUCCGCUGCGCAAGUCAAUGAAUGAUGCGACUAACUCAAUGGUAAGCUACCAUUAUUCCUUUUUUCUAUCUGCUUCAUGACCAACGGCCCUUUCCCCCCGGGCUCUUAUGAUGAAAACUUUUCCUACAUUC